Molecule: messenger RNA, 2367 nt
Organism: Laetiporus sulphureus 93-53
Lineage: Eukaryota; Fungi; Basidiomycota; Agaricomycetes; Polyporales; Laetiporaceae
Product: efflux transporter
Exons: 11
Coding region: 193-1962 (589 amino acids)
Biological process (GO): transmembrane transport
Cellular component (GO): membrane
Molecular function (GO): transmembrane transporter activity
Source: RefSeq, a predicted model, not a curated record
UCGCGGAUCUCGAAUUGGAGGGUGUCGCGUGAGAGAUUGUCCCUGAAAGGCAAGUCGGCUGCUAGAACGGGAUGCUCGGAAGAACAUGCGUGCGACGCACUCCGCCCCGCUCGUAAUUGCUAUAUCUCUCAUGGCCUGCUCUGAAUUUCCCCCGCUCUCACGCGCGCUGUUCCGUCCCGAGGCUCUCCCACAAUGACGUCCGCCAGCCACCACGACAAUAUAGACGUUAAUCCCGCAUCUUCUGUUCACUCACGCGCCUCUUACGAUGCUGACCGCGAACCAGAGGAGGGCCGCCUGCGCGUCACGCUCGACCAGGCCACUGACGAUGGACACGACCACGACCCAGAGAAGCCCGCGCUGCACGCGCCUCCCAAGCUCAGCACCCUCCGGUCUGUCGGCCUCAUCGCAACCUGCACCACCGCCAUGAUCCUCAACUCCUCUAAUAACACCGCCAUCGCCAUCGCUCUCCCCACCAUCGGCGACGACCUCGGCAUCCCCGAAUACCGUCUCCAAUGGGUCAUCUCUGCCUACUCUCUCGGCUCUGGCUGCCUCCUCCUCUUCUUCGGCCGCCUCGCAGACCUGUACGGUCGCAAAAAGGCCUUUCUCUCCGGCAUCUUCGUCCUCGGCGUGUUCGGCCUCGGCUGCGGCUUCACCCACGACGAGAUCACCCUCGACGUCCUCCGCGGCUUCCAAGGUCUCGGUGCCGCCGCCUGUAUCCCCGCCUCGCUCGGUAUCCUCGCCCACUCUUUCCCUCCUUCCCGCCUGCGGUCCAUCGCGUUCGCCACCUUCGCCGCUGGAGCGCCCGUCGGUGCCGCGAUCGGAAGCGCGAUCGGCGGUGUCUUGACCCAGCUGACAGACAAGACAUGGCGCUCGACGUUCUGGUUCCUCACCGGUAUCAGCGCGCUCACCUUUGUCGGCGGUGCUCUCAGCUUCGACAAGGACCAGCCCUCGUCCGAGACUGACCGGAGGAUCGACUGGCUCGGCGCGUUCCUCGUCACCUCGGGACUCGUGCUCCUCGUAUUCGCGCUGAGCGAUGGGUCCGUGGCGCCGAACGAGUGGAACACGCCCUACAUCAUCGCGACCCUCAUCCUAGGCCCGUUGCUCCUGCUCGCGUAUGUCGCGUGGGAGCACUUCCUCGAGCGCCAGGUCGACGCGGGCAGCACCUCGCGCUGGACGCCGCCGCCGGUGAUGCGCGUGAGCCUCUGGACGCGCGCGCAUGGGAAGCUCGCCGUCACGUUCGUCAUCGCCAUGCUCGAAUACAGCAGCUUCAUGAGCUUCACGUUCUGGAUACAGUUGUAUUACCAGGAUUAUGAGCAUUUGAACCCGGUGCUGACGAUGGUGCGCAUCUUGCCGAUGUUUGUUACCGGUGUGCUGUGCAAUAUCAUCGUCGCGCUCUUCGUGGGACACGUCCCGCUCGUCUACCUCGUCGCAUUCGGCACGACGCUCACGGGUGUGGCCAACAUCCUGUUCGCGGUGAUCAACCCCGCGUCGCCCUACUGGGCCUUCGGGUUCCCAGCCGCGAUCGUGAGCGUGUUCGGCGCGGACUUCGUGUUCGCGAGCGGGACGCUGUUCGUGGCGAAGGUGUGUCUCCCGCAUGAGCAGAGCGUGGGCGGGGCGAUGUUCCAGACUAUGACUCAGUUGGGCGCGGCGUUUGGACUGGCGAUUACGACGAUCGUGUAUGACUCGGAGUUGAAGAAGGCGUCGCUUGCGGAUGGGGUGGUGGUUAACGUGGAUGGGACGAACGCGCCGAGGCGCGCGCAGCUCGUUGCGUAUAAGGAUGCGUUUUGGGCUGCGUUCGCGCUCGGGAUAUUCGGCACGCUCCUGUCGCUCGUGUUCCUGCGCGGGGCGGGGAUCGUGGGGCAUCGGAAGGGGAUGGAUGGGAGGUCGACGACGAGUGGGGAGACGGUGCGGGAUGAGAAGGCGCAGCGGGAUAUGGAGGAGAAGGAUGAGGUCGAGUCGUGAGCACGAGCACGAUACACAGGAUUUGGGAUUGUGAACUUUUCAUACUGCAUGGCCGCGGUUAUGUUUACGCACACGUACUGAUUAUAGAUACCACGAUGAGGACGGGAUUGUUGCCUGAAUGCGCGGCAGCGUUCGAAGGGUCGUCGACGUAGUAACCGAGCCGGUCGAGUAGAUUAAGAAACGUAGUACGUUGCCUAGUGAACUACUGCAGUGAUACACAGUGAGGGCGCUGAGAGGGAACUUAUUCACGUGGCUUAUUCGAAGACGUCGCGCGUGACCAGCCGAGUUGCUGAUCCGAAUGCUCGAGUAUAUGUACAGGGGGAAAAAGCUGCUCCAUUCGUAGGCGGGAGUGCGCCCUAUUAUACAUGUACAUGACAGCGGAUUGUGUAUCAGCGAAGAUGUGGG